Suillus paluster is the source of this 1110-nucleotide messenger RNA. RefSeq lists its product as uncharacterized. Gene Ontology annotation, cellular component: nucleus. The record is from RefSeq and is a predicted model, not a curated record. The transcript is spliced from 5 exons. The coding region runs from base 356 to 940 and encodes 194 amino acids. Gene Ontology annotation, biological process: regulation of transcription by RNA polymerase II. Lineage: Eukaryota; Fungi; Basidiomycota; Agaricomycetes; Boletales; Suillaceae.
UCAGUUGCUCCCUCAGCUGAGCCCAACUAUGUCCGUCAUGAAAGGUAGGCCUGUGCACAGGCUGCCAGGCGUACAGCCUUUAGGCAACAGAUAAUGAAGUCUUCAAAAGGACCAUCGGAAGCUUUGACAGUACAUUCACGCUUUGCAGUGGCUCAUGUUCACCAGCCCCGACAAAGCGUCUAUGUAAUCCCAACAAGCGUUCGUCCACCCCAAAGCACAAUGGCACUUCCACCUCUGGGACUCGUAUAUAUUUCAAACCGAAUCCCCACAUAGCACCAUCAUCACCGUGAAAGAGAAUCAGGCAUUCACAUCGGACAGCAUUAAGCACACUCGCUCAUAUUCCUCUAUAAUCAAAAUGACUUCUCGCAAGAACUACGUUUGCGCUCAGGCUCAUUGCAGUGAAACUUUUGACAAGUUUACGGACCUGAAGAAGCACGAGGCUGGACAUGCACGUCCGGAAAACGUGUACACUUGCACCUUCCCUGGAUGUGACUUCACGACAUUGAAAAAAAAAAGUCUUGAAAUCCACUACGCUAGACACACUGGCGAGCAGCGCUACGGCUGUCCUCAUGGUUGCACCUUCAGAACUCACGAUCCAUCCGCCCUGACGCGCCAUCGCAAAACAAAACACGGAUAUGUUCCUCCUCCGCGCGGUGGCAAUACACGUGGCGGUCGCGCUGCUGCCCCCGUCGCAUCGGACGAAAUCCCGUCGUCCCAGAUCCCUGGUCCAUCCUACCAACCCUAUGCAAGCAACCCAGACCCAUCGUUCAUAUUCCAUAACCCAACGGAUAACAAUUUCCCCUUCACUAUCGAUGUGGCCGACUUUAACAUGUUUAGCGAGCCCGUGAACACAGCCAGUGGGUGGACGGAGGGCUGCAUGUGCCCCGAAUUCAUGCAAAGACGCACUUCGGAGAUGCUGGGUUAUGCGUACAGAGGUUAGUUUACAUAGACUCAGAGUUGUCGGUGUGGUUUGUGUUCUUCGACGUUGUUUCACUCGCGUAUGUCUGGGUGUUCGUUAGAACCGUACCCCCCGUUAUAUCACAGCACUUUACGAUGUCACCUAAAGGCUAAUAAGUACACUCUUUUCUAAGUGUCCCCCCAAAUUAUGUA